Chanos chanos (milkfish) is the source of this 4542-nucleotide messenger RNA. It is a transcript of the gene ube4b, whose product is annotated as ubiquitination factor E4B, UFD2 homolog (S. cerevisiae). The transcript is spliced from 29 exons. The record is from RefSeq and is a predicted model, not a curated record. Gene Ontology annotation, biological process: protein polyubiquitination; ubiquitin-dependent protein catabolic process; ERAD pathway. Bases 227 to 4330 code for a protein of 1367 amino acids. Gene Ontology annotation, cellular component: nucleus; ubiquitin ligase complex; cytoplasm. Gene Ontology annotation, molecular function: ubiquitin-ubiquitin ligase activity. Lineage: Eukaryota; Metazoa; Chordata; Actinopteri; Gonorynchiformes; Chanidae.
GUGAAUAAUACUUUUGUGUUUGUUUCAUUCUUCAUAGUAUACGAAGAGUAAUCAUCUCACCGGGGAAAAUUCUCAUGUAUUAUAUGUUUUAGCUAAAAGGCUUAUUAUAGACAAUCACGACCAACUGCUCUUUGUUUUACCUAUCAGACUAUGCACUUUUGGUGUUUAUAAGAUAGCUAGCUGACUGGCUAGCAAAAUUGUUUAGCUAAAAAUUAAAAGAAAAGCGAUGGAAGAGCUCAGUGCCGACGAGAUCCGGAGAAGGCGGCUGGCCCGAUUAGCUGGCGGCCAGACGUCCCAGCCCAGCACGCCUCUUAGUACUCCCCUGACGUCCCCACAAAGAGAGACCCCACCUGGGCCCCUGCCCGGACCCUCUGGGGCCCCAUCACAGCCGCAGCCACCAGCGCCGUCUCACACUCUGGGCCUCAAUGCCCAAAAUGGCACCCCUGCCACCUCCCCCAUGGGAGCUUCAGGGGUGGCCUACCGCAGCCAGAGCAGUGAGGGGGUCAGCUCUCUGUCCAGUUCCCCAUCCAACAGCCUUGAGACUCAGUCACAGACUCUGUCCCGCUCCCAGAGUAUGGAUAUUGACACGGCCUCCUGCGAAAAGAGCAUGUCCCAGGUGGACGUGGACUCAGGAAUAGAGAACAUGGAGGUAGAAGACAGUGACCGCAGAGAGAAGAGAAACCUGACUGAUAAGGACUCGUCGGCUAACCCGGACGUCUCUGAGGAGCAGGCUCUACAGCUGAUCUGUAAGAUACUGCGUGUGUCCUGGAAAGACCAGGACCGCGACGUCAUCUACCUGCCUUCGCUUGCCGCUGAGUUCCAGCACAACCCCAGAGAUGUCUACUCAGACUUCAAAGACUUGAUUGGCCAGAUCCUGAUGGAAGUUCUGAUGAUGUCUACGCAAUCACGCGUCUCCAACCCAUUUGCCAGCCUGACCGCCACAUCCCAGCCAAUCACAGCUGCCAAAUCCCCUGAUCGCCACCUGACUCUUGCACCUCCCUCCAGCCAGGGCAGCAGUCCCAUGGCCCCAUGUGCAGGCUCAUUUGGAACAAGCUCUCUGUCCAGUCUGUACGCGAGUAGCCCACAUCCGCUGGCUCCCAACACAGCCAGAAUGAGUGUUCCAUCAGGCCCUGCGACUUCUGCCCCUUCUUCACCUGCUCCUCUGGUGUCCCCAAGUGUCCCUGUUUCUCGCUUGCCCCUCACCUCCCCCUCCUCCCCCCUCCCCAUCUCUCAGAGGUACAGGCCCUAUUCGGUUAGCUCCUCCCAGACCUCCUCCACUUCUGUGAGUCCUAGCCCCAGGUCUGGCCCCACUGCCUCCUCCUCCUCUUCCGGGCUCCCUAUUCCUACUCCCAGGCAGGCCAUACCCUCCAGCCCACAGCCAGCCCCCAGUCCCUCCCCCAGUUUCCGCCGUCUGCCCUCCAUGCCUCUCCCCCUGCUCCCCGGGUCACCAUCUACUCUGGCCAGACGGACCGCCUUGGCUGCACGGAUGCCCAAUAGUCCUCUCUCCCUCCUCUUCUUCGCCCUGUCUGACGUGUCUCAGGACAGCAGCGACGAAGAGCUGGAGGAAGAGGAGGAGGAGGAGGAGGAUUUUUCCAGGGUUCAGUUUGGGUCCAGCCUGGGUGCAUGUGGAGGGGGAAUGGCGUGUGAUUCGGGCAGUGAUCGCUUUACCAUUGAGCCAUGUAAGGAGACUGAGAUGUUGAACUACCUCAUCGAGCGCUUCGACAGCGUGGGCAUGGAGGAGAGGAAAGCUCCCAAGAUGUGUAGCCAGCCUCUAGUCAGUCAGCUGCUUAGCAACAUUCGCUCUCAGUGUAUUUCCCAUGCUGCUCUUGUGCUUCAGGGAGCCCUCACUCAGCCUCGGGCUCCUUUACAGCCCUCCCUGCUUGUUCCCUACAUGCUGUGCCGGAACCUUCCAUAUGGCUUCAUCCAGGAGCUGGUGCGCAUGACUCACCAGGAGGAGGAGGUGUUCAAACAGAUCUUCAUUCCCAUCCUUCAAGGGCUUUGUUUAGCGGUUAAAGAAUGUUCUUUUGACAGUGACAACUUUAAGUACCCCUUGAUGGCUUUAGCUGAGCUUUGUGAAAUCAAGUUUGGAAAAACUCACCCCAUGUGCAAUUUGAUCACCUCCCUGCCGCUGUGGUGUCCUGAUUCUCUGAGUCCAGGAGCAGGCAGAGAGGUCCAGAGACUGUCUUUCCUGGGCGCCUUCUUCAGCCUGUCUGUCUUCGCAGAGGAUGACAGCAAAGUUGGCGAUAAGUACUUCUCAGGUCCUGCCAUAACAAUGGAGAACACGCGUGUUGUCAGCCAGUCUCUGCAGCACUACCUGGAAUCCGCCAGGGGCGACCUGUUUAAAAUCCUCCAUAACAUUUUGUUGAACAGUGAGACGAGGGAGGCCGCCCUCAGCUACAUGGCCGCUGUGGUUAAUCGUAAUGUGAAAAAGGCCCAGAUGCAGACGGAUGAUAAGCUGGUGUCUACAGAUGGUUUCAUGCUGAACUUCCUGUGGGUUCUGCAGCAGCUGAGUAUGAAGAUAAAGCUUGAGACAGUGGACCCUCUCUACAUCUUUCACCCCAAAUGUCGUCUCAACGUCAGCCCAGAGGAGACUCGGCUCAAAGCCACCAUGGAGGAGCUCAAGAGCUGGCUCGCAGAGCUGCAUGGUGACCCGUCCAAGUUCUCUGAGCCCAAGUUCCCCACAGAGUGUUUCUUCCUGACGCUUCACACACAUCACCUUUCCAUCCUGCCAGGCUGUCGACGAUACAUCCGCAGACUCAGAGCCAUCAGAGACCUGAACAGAACGGUGGAGGAGCUGAAGAACAGUGAGAGUCAGUGGAAGGACUCACCCCUGGCCAGCCGUCACAGAGAGAUGCUGAAGAGAUGCAAAACCCAGUUGAAGAAACUGGUACGCUCUAAAGCAUGCGCAGACGCAGGCCUGCUGGAUGAGAACCUGCUGCGCAGAUGUCUGCAGUUCUACAGUAUGGUUAUCCAGCUGAUACUGCGUAUGGUGGACCCUUCUUACCCAAACAUCACCCUGCCGCUGAACCCUGAGAUCCCCAAAAGCUUUGCAGCACUCCCUGAAUUCUACAUCGAGGAUGUUGCAGAGUUCCUGCUUUUCAUCGUGCAGUACUCGCCACAGGUUCUGUAUGAGCCAUGCACCCAAGACAUUGCAACUUUCCUUGUGGUUUUCAUCUGCAAUCAGAGCUACAUUAGAAACCCUUACCUGAUAGCUAAGCUGGUGGAAGUUCUGUUUGUCACUAACCCAGCUGUGCAGCCCCGCACCCAACGCUUCUCAGAAAUGAUCGAAAACCACCCGCUGUCAAUCAAGCAGCUUGUUCCCGCCCUCAUGAAGUUCUACACAGAUGUGGAGCACACUGGUGCCACCAGCGAGUUCUAUGACAAAUUCACCAUUCGCUACCACAUCAGCACCAUCUUCAAGAGCUUGUGGCAGAACAUCGGCCAUCACGGCACCUUCCUGGAGGAGUUUAACUCUGGGAAGCAGUUUGUACGCUACAUUAACAUGCUGAUCAAUGACACCACCUUCCUGCUGGACGAGAGCUUAGAGUCACUGAAGCGCAUCCACGAGAUCCAGGAGGAGAUGAAGAAUAAGGAGCAGUGGGACCAACUGCCCAGAGAGCAGCAGCAGAGUCGUCAGUCCCAGCUAACUCAGGAUGAGCGGGUGUCACGUUCUUACCUGGCAUUAGCCACAGAGACAGUGGACAUGUUUCACAUUCUCACCAAACAGGUCCAGAAACCCUUCCUCCGGCCUGAGCUGGGUCCUCGUUUGGCUGCUAUGCUGAACUAUAACCUGCAGCAGCUGUGUGGACCCAAGUGUCGGGACCUGAAAGUGGAGAACCCAGAGAAAUACGGUUUCGAGCCCAAGAAGCUCCUGGAUCAAUUGACUGACAUUUACCUGCAGCUGGACUGUGCCCGCUUCGCUAAAGCCAUUGCAGAUGACCAGAGGUCAUAUAGCAGGGAGCUCUUUGAGGAAGUUAUUUCGAAGAUGAGGAAAGCGGGCAUUAAGUCUAACAUUGCUAUUGAGAAGUUCAAGCUACUGCUGGAGAAGGUGGAGGAGAUUGUGGCCAGAAACUCUCAGUCAGAGAUGGACUACAGCGACGCUCCCGAUGAGUUUAAAGACCCUCUAAUGGACACUUUAAUGACAGACCCUGUCCAGCUGCCCUCUGGGAACAUCAUGGACCGAGCCAUCAUCCUGCGUCACCUUCUCAACUCCCCGACAGACCCUUUCAAUAGACAGCCGCUUAAUGAAAGCAUGCUGGAGUCAGUCCCAGAGCUUAAGGAGCGGAUUCAUGCCUGGAUGAGGGAGAAGCAGGGAGGACGGCUAACUUAGCGAGCUAGACUUGAAGCCAGUUGAGGAUGUUUUGCACCGCACCAGAAUUCAUCUAGAAGAAAUAAAGAGAAGAGGGGGAAAAAAGACCCCAUCCAAAAGCUGAUUUGAUUUUCUUCCCUUUAUUCUUUUUGGUUUUUUUUUUUCUUGGGACAAUGUCUUUAAGGCCCUGGGUUCUAAAUUGAAGCAUAAUAAAGUUUAGACUUUUAAAAGGU